Aspergillus calidoustus is the source of this 2639-nucleotide messenger RNA. NCBI's taxonomy places the organism in Eukaryota, Fungi, Ascomycota, Eurotiomycetes, Eurotiales, Aspergillaceae. The record is from the annotation of a GenBank genome assembly.
CCACCAUCCGAAAAAGAAAGUUGGUUGGGCUGAUGACUAUUAACUUCUUGAGAUGAAAACCUUGAUGGGCGAACCAAAGGCAUUUAUUUCCUCCUCUUUUCUCGCCUGUCUUCUUUCGUCUUCACUUUUCAUUCUCCUUCCACCUCCACAUUCUGCCUUUACCGUCAUUUUGAAAGUACCUGACUAAGAAUGCUGCACAUCGACGGCGGUGAUUUCGGCGUGAUCCUCGAUGAACGCGAGGAGAAAGGGAAAUGGAAGCCUACGCGGCUGCGCCACAUCCCCUGGAACGACCUGCUAAGGAUUCUAAAGGUGACGAGGAAUGGUGAUACAUUGGUCCCGACGAAGCAGUACGACUGCCCCCAACAUCUCAUUCGAGUGAUCCAAGAGCAUGACAUCCUUCGCGAGACCCAGCAAUCACUUCUAUUGCAUGAGGACUCUUUUGGGGCACCGGGUCGAUAUUGGAAGCUGAAAACAGCGAUAAAAUCUUGCCUGGCUGUUGAGAGGCUAGAUAUCGAGGGAAGAACAGUAGAAGAAACUCCGUGGUUGAGGAGGAGAUCUGAGACCCUACAGCACCCGCGGCCGCUAUAUUAUGACAGAGGCCCACACAUCUUUGCUGGAUUCCGAUUUCGAGAAAGAAAUAGAUACUUGGAUCCGAGGAUCAGCAAAGCAGUCUACUAUGGGCCCAGGCGAUGGCAGAUUGGGCUGACAAUUCGGUAUACAAAACCAGAAUGGGUCAAGUGGGAUUUGAAAACCUGUCUGGUUGAUAUGAGGGUAGUCCAACUGACUCGCAAGAAGCGUGGGGAGCAAAACUUGGAUGUGUAUGGGAUCGUGACGAGUGGAGAUCUUCUCCAGUUUCAUAAGCUCAACGAUGCGGCAGAGGUGCAAUCUUCCCCGGUAUUUCUCCUUACGAACGAAGGUCUUCCCGCUAUAUGGCCCUAUUUACGCGAGAUCAUCCAUGCAAUACAAAUAAACGCCCCUGCACCUCUCGACCCAAACCUUGUUGGUGAUGGAGUGGCAAGAUCAGCACGUUUUGCAAUCGAGCGGAGUAUUCUCUUGUAUUCAUUGGAGAUGAACCCGGACGGUACGGCUCGCGAGUUACCUCAAGCCUCGGAGUUUGGUGAUGAGGAGGAGCACCAGAAAGCCGUGCAACUGGAGAAGCGCAAACGUCGAAGGGCUCGGAAUUUUGCUGGCGGCCCCCGUGGCCCUGAAUCUGAUCGGUAUAUUUCUGCUGAGCCUGACUCCGACUCGGAGGAUUGCUACGAGGGAAUAAGACCACAUGUGUUUCCCGAGGAAUGGAAGACAAAACGUGGGGUUAAAGUGCGAUAUGAGUUGGAUUCUAGCAGUGAGUCUGGAGGCUCCGAAAGCGAGGACUCUGAAGCCGAAGAGCCCAAGGUUGAGGACCUCGAACUUUGGCCCGACCCUGAGGAUGAUUUCACAAUGUUGUGACGGUGGACGGAUAGGAUGGAGCUAUGCAGCGAGAACGCAGCUGAACAAAAAAAACAAAUGACUUGCUUCAUUGAUAUAAAGUCAAUAAUCAGUAGUCCCAGGUAGUGUUAUGAGUUCGGAGUAUCGCAUCACAGCAACUCAUACCCCUCUUCCGAGCCUGGAGCAUUGCCAUCAUCGUGAGAUCCGAUCUGUACCCCACAUCCUGCACACUCUCCUUAAGGUCAGGGUGAGGGCACGGCCUCUCACAGCCCAGGCCGUCCUCCUCCAAUUCCGACUCCUCACAGAUGAUCCGAUCACACUCGGCAUUGCCCGGGCUUAGGAGAGGAAGCCGCUCCACAUAUUGACGCCUGAGUCUUGCAUUCGUUAUAGCUUUCGGGGAGUCAUCGGGUUGCUCGUUAGGUCUGCCGUCCGAAUUCAAGCCCCAUUUAUGAUUAAGGGGCAUCCUCGCGACGCGGAAGUCUCGUGUCUGCCUCAUAAUGCAUUUCUCGGGGUCAGCAGGCGGUGGUACCUUGAUCUGAAUUGCGUGUAUAAUGGAUCGGAGGGAGCUCCAUAUGGGCGGCAGCCCUUCACCGUCGGGUAGGAAGACAGGCAAGGAUAGGACCUCUCCGUUGCUGGUGAGUUUAUUCAAAUGUAUGAGCUCGCCGCUUGCUACGAUCCCGUACAUGUCGUCAUCUGAGCCCUUGUUGCGCUUUUGGCGGGUUCGCUGUAUGAUUCCUAUAGUCGACACGUGGCUUGUCAGCGGACUUUGAUUCAAUGAAGCAUGUAUAUACAGAAUGAAAAGAAAAGAGGGAAGCAACAGGAGUGCAAUAUCCCACUCAUGGCACCAAGCAACUCCUCAACUCCCACUCCACCCUCUCUGGGCCUGUAGACUUUAUCACAAGCCCAAUACCAUACUUAGAGUCGUCAUAACGCACAGCGCCAUUCUUAUUUGAAUCCAGCCCUCUGUUGUUCCCUUUGAGCACGAACCCUGCGUAGGUAUAUGGAGAUAAAUCAGUAUAAACAGCGGACCUGACAGCUCCAGCUUCGCAGAUGUCCGUAACGGUUUGCUGUCAAGGUCUCCUGCUCUCCCUUCAAUAUCCAGCCUCUCAGCGGUGAGGCAGGAUCGGAUGAUGGUACGCAAUUUUCAACCCCAGUUGAAGUCUCUAUAGUCGACGAGGAAGAGAUGGCAUUCGCGGACGUCGUGUUCUUUGAUU